This is a messenger RNA of Drosophila erecta, 1110 nucleotides long. RefSeq lists its product as uncharacterized. The coding region runs from base 134 to 1087 and encodes 317 amino acids. The record is from RefSeq and is a predicted model, not a curated record. Lineage: Eukaryota; Metazoa; Arthropoda; Insecta; Diptera; Drosophilidae. The transcript is spliced from 4 exons.
GAGCUUUUUUCCGCGAAGCAUGAGGGAUGCAGCACUCGCAGUGCGCACAGUGCCCUGGUCGAAUGUUUUUGUUUGUUGCGUUUUUUUAUUUAUUUCGUGUUUAAAAGUGUUUUAAAGUGAGGUUCCAAGUGCUAUGGAGCUGCCGAAGGAGUUGUCCAUUGCGGAGAUCCGUAAUUACAUGUUGGCAAACGAGUGCAAGGUGACAAAUCACGCCUUGGUGAAGCACUUCAAGAAAUUCCUAACUCACCCGCAAUCGCAAAAUGAGGCUCGCAAGCGAUUCAAGACCUAUGUCACACUGCUGUCCACCAUUAAGAACGAGAACAAUCAGAAGUUUCUGAUAUUGCGCAAGAAGUAUGUGAACGAAUGCCCCACGGAUGAGGUUGUGGAGCGCGCGGUGGCCGCCGCAUCCAGUGUUCCGGAGCCCUCGAGUCCCGGCGGCGCAUCCCUGAACUUUGACUCGCCCAUGAGGCAGCCACCGCCAUACAAGCCCCCACCCAUGGUCACCUCUCCGCCAGCAGUUUCCAUGGCCAAGGAGCACCAGGAGAACUACCAGGAUUGCGUGGACGAAUUCACGGCUGCCAUAAAGCGCAUUGAGCCUGCCCGCUUAGAGAGGCAGUCCUCGGUCAAGUCUGAGGAUCUGGAUCAGCAGGAGAAGCGGGAAAAACCCUCUCGCUCGAAUUCCAUCGAUGUGAUCGACAACAAGGAGAACAUACCUCGCUUCUCCUUCUCCUCAGAGGCCUCCUCGGCGUCCAGCACUUCAAUCGAAAAGCCGGAGAUGGCUGAUCCCACUGCUCCCUCUGCCGAGGGCGAUGCGGCCGAGAAUCCCAUCAGCGUGAAGGAGGCCACGCGCAAAUUCAACCGGAUGGCGUCCGAAGAAGUGGCUAAAAUCAUAUCGCCGCCAGCCAAGAAGAAGCCAGAGAAGCAAUUAAUCGAGGAGAAGGAUUCACCGGAGGUUACGCUGGCGCAUCCCAAGGCAAAGGAGUGGAUCGUCUCGAUGGCGAAGGCUAAUUACCAGGAGCUGGCCAAGAUGGCCAGCGAGCAUCCGGAACUGGUUAAGCUGCAGUGCCCAGCAACGGUAAGUUACUGACAACUUCUCUUCCCACCAUUUAU